AUGGAGGCCGAUGUGACGGUGGUGGAGAUCAUUCAGUACCUGGUUGCCACUUAUGGCCCGGCGGGUUUCUUCCUCACCAUGCCGUUUCCUCCCGACCUGAUUGGCUUCUCAACCCGCCUUCGGACUGACUCUGUGUACAUUCUGAAGGCUAAGCGCGCCUUGCUAAGUGAAGUGUCGAAACUAGCAGUUAAGAGUGUCAUUUAUAGUCUGGACCAGGAGAUCCGCCCGAACCGAGUCCCUGCUGAAACACCAGGUUUUGGAAUACGAAUGAGUAUUCUUCAGAAUGCAUUCGCCAUACCAAUCCCAGCCGAUACCGACGUCUGCACGAUUGCCCCAGCUGGACUGGAUCCCCCCCAGCCACGACCAUGGGACUUAAGCCCUUUCCGUACCCAACGCCCACGGACUAACCCAACCCCAGCCAGAGACCAUGAGGACUUGCGGAACACUCUCACGAGGGACAGCUACCAUGAAUUUAUGCCAACGGAGACCACCCGCUUGCUUGACCGAGGUUCCAGGGCAGCUGCGGGCGACCACCCCCUUGACGGACCAUCCACGCAGGAGGGCGACAUGUGA
Molecule: messenger RNA, 573 nt
Organism: Sphaeroforma arctica JP610
Lineage: Eukaryota; Ichthyosporea; Ichthyophonida
Exons: 1
Coding region: 1-573 (190 amino acids)
Source: RefSeq, a predicted model, not a curated record